CUGACUCAGCUCCCGACUCCUGACUCCUUGACUCCUGGCUAUGGCUCAGCUCGUUCGUUUCCUCCGCGCAUUGCGGGAAUGCUGAACCAAGAUUCGCUCAUGUCGUAUCUUAUCUGGCCGAAAUUACCUGCUCGAUCUGAAAUUAAUCUCUCUUAGCAGCGUCGAACGACCGCCGUGUCCGCUUCCCCUCACAAGCGGACACCAGCAUGCGAUGACGACUCGUCGCAUCGACUAGACAAAACACAAAAGCGUCAAGAACCGCACUUCACCCUUUUAUUCCACUUUUCACCGUGCUUUUGCGUGACACACUGAGCUCCCCUCAGCCAUGCAUUCGCCUAUCUUCAGCCUUAGCAGCCUUCCGACCCCCACGGCCGUGCUCUUCCUGAUCGUCGGCUUCCAGCUCGGAUGGAUCUCCACGUCACUCCUCCUGCCAGCGUGGCAGCAACAGUACCAGCAGCAGGAACCGUGCUUGUCACCGGACGACCCCGGAUGUCAGAGGGGAAGCGCCAUUUCAAUCCUAUCCUUCUCCUCCUCUAGUGUAUCUGGCGCUACGACCAGCGAGCCUGGGACUGGUAGUGAAGAGCCUUGUAACGCGACAUUGCUGUUGCUGAAGCAGCAGCAGGAGGCCAUUCUUUUGAAUCUGCAGCAGCAGCAGGCUGGGAUCCGCAGGUUACAGGAGCGGGUAGCUGCGCGAAACAGCACCAUUCUGAGCGAAAUUGCGGAGCCUGCCUGCGCGAAUGACACCAUGCCACGUGUCGGCACAAUCCACUGGAACCCGAAGCCCCAGAGGUUCCUGAUAGCGCUGUGUUCGGGCGGGCAGCUGAGCAACCGCCUGGCGUGUCUGCGGCAGAACAUGCUGGACGCGGCCCUCAUGAACCGCACGCUCGUCAUCCCCACGCAGCUCAUCGACUACGACUACGACGCCCUGCUCGACCUGGGAGCAUUUGACGAGUGCGUGGGUCCCGGCCGCGUCAUCACCUUCUCAGCCUACAACGCGUCCGUCCGCGGCCGCGUGCGCGUGGGCCGCUACAUCUGCCACGUGCACGCGUACCAGACGGAGCAGACCUGUGACGCCCUCCGCCUCUCCUACGAAACCCGCCUGCACGCGUCUUUUGCGAAGCACGAGGUCGCGCGCAAGCGCACCCCCGGCCCGUGGUUCAAGUAUCCGACGGCGGAAUUCAUCCGCAAGUUCCACGGGGAUCACCACGUGAUAGCGUUUGCUAAUAUGUUUGGGGUGGGGGGCCGGGAGUUUAGGUUCCAUGGGCGUGCGCCGCUGGUGGUGAGGCGGGAGUGCCGGGGGCUGCUGCAGCCGAGCCGAGCUAUUCAGGAGGCGGCGGUGGGGUUCAUCAACACGUUCCUGGGCUCGCGCUUCAUCGCCAUCCAUCUGCGCAGGGGCGACUUCUUCCACCACUGCAUCCACGGCGAUGGCAGUCGGCGUGCGGUGCCGUGCUACCACCCCAUCCAGCAGCUCGCUCACUGCCUGCACUUGCGCCUGCAGGCGCUGCCGGGCGCUGUCAUGGUGUUCGUGGCGAGCAACGCCGGGGAGGAGGAGAUGCGCGUGCUGUCAGAGACACUCACCACGCUCGUGAGAGGGGGAGGUUGAGACGAAGGGAAACUGUCACUAGUGGCACUCGGUUCCCCUCACUCGUUCGUGUCAUUGCCGCCGAGCCUCAAGGGCCAGGCUUGGGCCGAGCCUCUGCUGAGCCUGGGGCUGGAGAGCAACAGGGAGGUGGUGUCGUUCCUGGAUAAGACCAUCUGUGCGCUCGCCCUCAAGUUCUACGGCACAUCAGGGUCCACGUACUCCCAUGAUAUCAUGCGGUUGCGGGAAUGGUGGCGUGAUGACCACUGUGAGAUGUACAUUUGCCCUGAGACCUUGCCAUCUCAGAUUUCUCACAUACACCCUAACCUCGCUAGCAGAUUGCUGUCUCCAGCUCAGGAAGUGGCUGGACAAAAUGCAACUCUUAGUGCGAACGUGUCGAGCGAUAAGAAUCCUGCAUCAUUGUAGGCUACGUACUCCAACGUAUUGCAUUCUUGUAAGUCUUAGUCAUUCUUGAUAGAUGGUAAUGCCAUA
Molecule: messenger RNA, 2071 nt
Organism: Closterium sp. NIES-67
Lineage: Eukaryota; Viridiplantae; Streptophyta; Zygnematophyceae; Desmidiales; Closteriaceae
Source: the annotation of a GenBank genome assembly